CUUAAAUAGAGGAAAGUCAAACAACUAGCUUUAAAUUACUUCCUAAUAAUCCAACAGUUCAAAGAAGGCAAGCAAUGUAGAAUUGUUACUAUAAAUUGUGCACCCAUUUCCAAACUUAGCUCAUUGCAUCAAGUUUAGCUACUGAAAGUGUUAAGACUUGCAUUAAAAAGAGGUGUAAGAUUAGGUUAAAUACAAUACAAAGAGAGGAGGUGGUGAUGGCAACAACAUUAAAGCAAGUAUUUCGUAUGAAAGAGGGGACAAAUGAAACUAGUUAUGCUAAAGCGUCUUACCUUCAGAAGGAAGUGCUAUCAUUGACAAAGCCACUAAGAGAAAAGGCCAUAAGGGAGUUCUACUACAGGGAACAACCAACAACCUUAUGCAUAGCAGAUUUGGGUUGUUCUUCUGUUGAGCUAAGCAACUUAAGUCCGGUGUUUGGACUCCUAGAAUCUGUUGAAAAUGCUCGUCGAGAGCUAGGAAAAGGGCCACAAGAGUAUCAAAUUUACUUGAAUGAUCUUCCAGGAAAUGAUUUCAAUACAAUAUUUAGGUCAUUGGGAAGCUUUGGGGAAAAGCUUAAACAAGAAAUGGGAGAUGAUUUUGGGCAUUGUUUUACUAAUGGUGCUCCCGGUUCUUUCCAUGAAAGGCUUUUCCCCUUCAAUCAUAUGCAUUUUAUCCAUUCUUCAUAUGGUCUUCACUGGCUAUCUAAGGUACCAAAAGGAAUAGAAGACAACAAGGGAAAUAUAAACAUAGCACAAACCAGCCCUCCUCAUGUGAUUAAAGCUUACUAUGAGCAGUUUGAAAGGGACCUUUGGUCUUUUCUAAGGUGUCGCUCUGAAGAAGUAGUGGUCGGAGGGAUGAUGGUGCUAACAAUUGUAGGAAGGAAAACUCUUGAACCAUAUAGUAGGGAAUCUUGUUACUGGUGGGAGAUUCUUGCGACAGCUCUAAAAGAUAUGGUAGUUGAGGGUUUCAUAGAUGAAGAUAAGUCAAAUACUUUCAAUACCCCUUUUUAUGCUCCCUCAGAAGCAGAGUUAGGUUUUCUAGUGGAAAAGGAAGGUUCAUUCAAUCUCAAUCAAGUUCAAAUUUCAGAAGUCAGCUGGAAACCAAAUGAACAACAUAAGAAUUCUCAUCCUUUUGAGUCUGAUCAUGAUGCCUUUACUAAAUGCAUAAGAGCCGUGACCGAAUACUUAGUCACAAGUCAUUUUGGAGAAUCCAUUGUAGAAGAGGUGUAUCAUAGGUACAAGGAAUUUGUCAAAGUUUCAAUGGGAAAGGAGAACAAUGUAUUUAUCAGUAUUACAGUCUCAUUGACAAGAAAUGGUUGAUAAAUUGCCAUGGGAGAAAAUUAAUAGUUGUUCUAAUUAAUAAAAGGUUUUGUACUAUUAUUUUAUACUCUUGCCAUAUUUGUAAGAUCCAAUUAUGUACCACGCUAGUACUUUUAUCUAUGGAUGAUAUUUUUCGAAAGUGA
This is a messenger RNA of Beta vulgaris subsp. vulgaris (sugar beet), 1459 nucleotides long. RefSeq names its product S-adenosyl-L-methionine:benzoic acid/salicylic acid carboxyl methyltransferase 1. The coding region runs from base 216 to 1316 and encodes 366 amino acids. The record is from RefSeq and is a predicted model, not a curated record. Gene Ontology annotation, molecular function: S-adenosylmethionine-dependent methyltransferase activity. Gene Ontology annotation, biological process: methylation. The transcript is spliced from 4 exons. NCBI's taxonomy places the organism in Eukaryota, Viridiplantae, Streptophyta, Magnoliopsida, Caryophyllales, Amaranthaceae.